Messenger RNA from Notolabrus celidotus (New Zealand spotty), 5696 nucleotides. It is a transcript of the gene arid5b, whose product is annotated as AT-rich interaction domain 5B. The record is from RefSeq and is a predicted model, not a curated record. Gene Ontology annotation, biological process: regulation of transcription by RNA polymerase II. Gene Ontology annotation, molecular function: transcription cis-regulatory region binding. Gene Ontology annotation, cellular component: nucleus. The transcript has 10 exons. Bases 91 to 3609 code for a protein of 1172 amino acids. Lineage: Eukaryota; Metazoa; Chordata; Actinopteri; Labriformes; Labridae.
AGUUCUACAUCCCUUAUAGGACCUUCGGCAAUCCAUUCAAGCCAGCAAGUUUGGAGAGCGUGUUGAGUUUAAUCAAUUCAUAACGUCGAGAUGGAGCCGAACUCACUGAAGUGGGUGGGCUCGUCUUGCGGUUUACAUGGACCAUAUAUAUUCUAUAAAGCCUUUAAAUUUCACCGGGACGGCAAAGCGAGGAUUCUGUCUCUCGGAGACUUUUUCUUCGUCAGAUGUAAACCGGAGGAUCCUAUUUGCAUAGCGGAGCUUCAGCUGCUCUGGGAAGAAAGAACAAGCAAGCAACUUUUAUCAAGCUCCAAACUUUAUUUUUUACCCGAGGAUACUCCCCAGGGACGGACGAUCAGCCAUGGAGAGCACGAGGUAAUUGCUGUGUCUGAGAAGGUGAUUGUGCGCCUGGAGGACUUGGUGAAGUGGACUGUACCAGACUUCUCAGGAUGGGCCCACUGUCUGAAGGCCGAGCCUCUCAAACCCUCUGUGCUCCGGGAGCUGGGCACCAAUGGGAGGCGGGAGGCUCUCCACCGCUAUCGAGAGAGCACCCUGACCAGCGGACUCAACUUCAAGGAUGUCCAGAGGGAGAGGGCGCUGCUAGGUCAGGAGGAGGACGGACGGAAGGUUUUGGUCCUCAGUUACCCCCAGUAUUGUCGCUACCGCUCAGUGUUGGCGCGGCUCAGAGAGCAGCCAUCCUCCCUGCUCAUAGACCACACAGUGCUGGCACUGGGCGGCAUUGCAGCGUUGGGAGGAAGCACAAGGAUCCUGUACUGUCGGGACACCUUUGAAAAUCCCGCCCUGCUGCAGAAUGACAGCAUCUGUGAUGAAUUUGCUCCCAACCUGAAGGGGCGACCCCGGAAAAAGAAGCUGUCCAUCUCUCAAAGGAGGGACUCCCAGGGUCAGACUCAGGGUCAGGGGUCAGUAGGGUCCACACAGGGGUCAGCAGCAGUGGUAGCACUGGACCCCAGCAGCCCCGAGAGUAAAAAUACUACCAAGGUCAAACCCAGCUGUAAAACGGUACCCAACGGAAAAAUAACCCCCUCGGCCAGACACAAGGCCAACGUACUGAAGAGAACCUCAGUUGAGGAGAAGGAGCGAGGGAAAGAGAGGGAAAGGGAAAGGGAAAAGGAGGAGAGGAAUGAGGAGGAGAAGAAAGAGGAUGAAACAUCAGAGGAGAGUCGAGCGGAGGAGCAGGCUUUCUUGGUAGCGCUCUACAAAUACAUGAAAGAAAGAGACACGCCCAUAGAGAGGAUCCCCUUCCUUGGCUUCAAACAGAUCAACCUUUGGACCAUGUUUCAAGCUGCUCAGAAACUCGGAGGAUAUGAGCUGAUCACAGUCCGCAGACAGUGGAAGCAUGUGUAUGAUGAAUUGGGCGGGAACCCCAGCAGCACAAGCGCGGCCACGUGUACACGCAGACACUACGAGAGGCUCCUCCUCCCGUACGAGAGGCACAUUAAAGGCGAAACAGACAAGCCCCUCCCCUUUCCCAAACCCAAGAAGCAGGAGGGCGGCCAGGAGAAAGCAUCAGGAGCCAAAGUCAAAGCAGUGGGGGCUAAGAAAUUGAAAGGGGCUGGCAAUCCCAAGCUGGAGUGUAAAACGGACGAAGAGGAGACAGAGAUAGGCCAAGAACAAUCACAGGACUCCAAGGGGAAAGCAGAGAAUCAUGAGCUGUCCUCAGCCAUAAAACAGGAAGUAUCUCUUAGAGACGAACCAAUCAUAAUAGAGGAGGAAGAGCUACAUGUCACCCUAAAGAAAGAGGAGUCCUUAGCAGUGGAGCAACCUUCUUCACGCCGCCCUAAAGAGCCUGACCCAAAGAGGGGCCCACAUGCUAGUCUACCCCUCCUACAUGUGGGGGCCGGUCCCCAGCCUGAAUGGAUGCAUGUAAGCGAGGCCCUUCAAGCGAAACUCUCCUGUGAACAGCAAACUGAAGGGCCUUUCAUUCCUAAACACCCCUACCUGCCUCACCGCUGGGAUCAGAGCAAACCUCCCGGACUAGUAGCUCUGCCUGAGCCCUCCUCUAGGGUCAAAGACUCUGAAAGCCACGGUGGAAGAGUGGGGAAGGUGUUACCCAUGUGUAAGCAGGAGAUACAGUGUAUAGACUUAAGCAUUGAUACCUUCCCAGAGAAAGAAGACUAUGGGGUGAUUAAGAAGGAAUCGACGCAGACGGCAGCCUACUGCAAAGCCAGCCAGGGCGUCAUGUCUCCUUUAGCCAAAAAGAAGCUCCUCUCCCAAGUUUGUGAGUCCAACCCUUACUCCUUUACGUCUUCUCUACAGCCUCCACCUUCCACAGCCACCUCCUUGCUCUCUGAUGUAUCUGAAAGGGAGAAGGACAAGAGGAAGGGUGAGGAUGAGGUGGGAGGCAACAUCCCAGAAGUAGCACCCAUUUUCAGGCCGUCAGUCAUUCAGCACGCCCAGAGCAGCAAGUCCCACCAACAAGCCAGCAGCGGCCUAUCAGAAAGGAGCACUAGCGGGGAGCAUUUAGACACUUACCAUACUAGCCACCACCUCCAGCCGCAUGUCAGUCUCCCAUGGCAGCCAUUUCUGCCCCGCAACCACGCCGUGGAUGGUAUGGAGAACAAUGGAGAGUCUGUACUUCAGGUUUCAUCGGCUCAGUCCCGGAGCUACGCAAGUGACUGCUACUCCUCCCCUCACCUCCACAACCUGUACCGACAAACUGAGAGCUGCCUGAGUCAGGAGAGGAUGGCUGGCCUCACCAACGGAGAGCGGAGGGAGCACUACAUCCGAGAACGUGAGGGUAACCAGGCCUUCAUCUGUGGCAGGCUGGAGCAAGAGGGCCUGGCUUACAGAUCUCACUACAGUGACCGGACUCAAACACACUGCGAGAGGAGAGAGGCUGAAGAUGAGCCCAGAGACUUCACAAUCUCCAAACCUCUUUCUCAGAGGUUGUCCUCCUCCUUCUCCAAGCCCUCCUUCUGCAAUCUCCCUUAUUCCAUCAUGCACCAGAGCAUGGAUUCCCACCCCAAGGCUUGCCGGGUAACUCCAAUGACCAUCUCACCUGCAAAACAAAGCUCAUUAGAGUCAUCACCGCAGCCGUACCCCAGCCCGAAAGCAUCAGGUGAUUCAACACUCACUAGUCCUGUUCGGCCCAGUAAGCGGAGCCUCACGGAACCAGAGGGUGAAGAUGUCCCAGAGAGGAAAGUCCGUGUGGUGACGCCGAUUCACCCUGCAGGCGCAAUCAGACGCAGCGACCCAGAAGAGCUCAAACCAGCUGAACCAGCCCAUGGUGUUCACCUCAACAACCAUCUCCCUGAAGGCCACCCUGCAACCACAUACCCCCCACACCAUGCUGCAUCCUUUUACCCCAGCAUGUACCCGAGCUUGGUCUCACCUGGAGCGCAGGACGGGCUCCAGCAUCCAGGUCUACAGUACCUGAAGAGCCAGUCUGCGGUGUCGCCUCUAGUGCCCCCUUUAAAUUUCCACACCAUGUUGCUGCACAGGCAGCUGCUGGCCUCCAGCCCCUCCCCCCACCACUUCUACAGGCACCCUGGCGGGGCAGCACUGUACGGGGACCUGCUGCACCACCUAUACCCCCUCUCCACCCUCCCUCCACCUCAGCUCUCCUCGGUACACCCCAGCACCAGACUGUGAGGGAGAGAGGAGGGGUUGUUCUCCCUCUUCCUCUCCUUCCUCAUCCUCAGAAACAUUUUCAGCUUCUCUUUCUGUCUCUCUUGCUCGGGGAUUGUAGAAAGGAAACACUGACUGAUAACAGACUGAUGCAGAGUGGAAAUUCCAUUUUCUUUUUUUUAUUUGUGUAUGCAUCUGUUUAUAUACUUUGCACUGUUCUUUAUUUUUUAUCACCACUUACUGUAUCUUUUUUGUUGUUGUUUGUUAUUGUUGUUGUUGUUGUUGUUGUUGUAUACUUAUUUGCACAGUGCUCAUGUGUUUGUGCUCACGAAUCAGUUUGCCGCUCUCGGUCACCAUGAGUCAGGUCGUUGCUCUGGACGUGUGAAAAGUGGAGGGCAACAGAGAAAAGCCAUUUGUUUACUGCGUCUGAGGGCUAAACUUUUUUGCUUAAAAACACUACAAGUAACAUGACGACGUAAAUGAAAUCCUUUAUAUAACUAGAGGUAAUCUUCAACAGCUGUUUAGUGCAUUAUUACACUUUUAGGCAGCCAGUUGUGUUGCAUCUGUUUACAUGUCUCUCUCCACGCUGAAAGCUGUUUGUGCCACAGUAAAUCCACCUGGACUCCUUUGGAAUAGACAUUAACACUCACCGCGGUGCUGCGUAACAUGGAUUAUAGAUUCAUCGUAACAUUCAGAGGUGCUGUGUGUACCAGAUGUACUGUAGACUCACUUUUAUGCUCAGUUCAGGUUUGUAUUCACUAAAUCGUAUUUCAGUCCAGAUCACACAUCACAAGCAGUUUUCACGUUCAGUGUGUUGACAAAUCAUGAAUGUUCUUUUUAGAGUUAACAAAAGCAGGUUGACUUUCUACCCUGAAAGUUAUUAGACCCCGAACACCCUUUGUGAUGAGUAGACUGUAGCAGCUUGUUUUUGACUGUAGGACCAGCAUAAUGAAGCAGCCGUCUGCUGUGGAAUGCUCACCACAAGAAAUCAGCAUUUCGUCUUUUUGUUCUUGACUUGAAAAGCUCUUUUUUUUUGUUGUUUCCAUGAAGAGACUCUUUUAUUCAACACGCUGAAAAAAGACUGACUGUAUGAUUUUGAAUAGGAAUGUUGUCACUUAAAAUAUUGCUUUGCAAAUAUCUGUGCCUUUCGCAGUCUUGGAUUAGAGUUAGCACUACAGUUGUUAAGGUUUUUCUUCUGUAGCAGGGUAGGAAUAUCAUUAUUACUGUCACACAAGACUUGAUAGGUAAGGCACAAGAUUUAAGGUUUUUUAAACAGUUAGGGCCACUAUUUGUGCUUUCGUCAUUCUAUUUACUCAGCUUAAGCUGUGUCAGACAGUUGAUUAUAGAAUAAUCUGUAAAGAUUUACUGAUAGCUAAUAUUUACACAGGUCUGGUGUCUGUCAUCCGCAGGGCAUGUUGUCUUCUAUGUGAUGAAAAGGUACCAGACUCCGUAAAGUAUGCAUACUGUGCUCCAUAGCCUGAGGUGGAGAGAACACCUGCUCUGACUUUUACAACCACUAUAAAUGCAACCCAGGAUAGUCAAAGUACACGUUCAACAUGUGUUUGAAAAGAAGAAAAAAAAGUGUAAAGAUUUACUGAAUGCUUAGGUAAAAACAUUCAUUUCUGAUUAAGUACUGUACAUUGCUGUAUGUAGGUAUAACUGGCAUUAGUGCUGGCUCCUGUACAGAUCAUUCAUACGGGAUCAACUCAUGACAACCCCUCUCUCUUGUCUUAUUUUCUGUGUAAAUAACACUGUAGAUAGUACCGCGUGGUUGUUAUCAUAUAAACUGUUAUAAUCUGUAAAUAGUAUUAAAAAAACAGUAUAAAAGUGGGUUACACAAUCUAGCUGUGUCCUUGUUUGCUCUGUUUCAAGGCCACCGUGAUUCAUGUUGGAUUUAAACAAACACUACAAUUUAAAGAAUUAGGAUACUUUUUUUAUUUGUUGUCGUUUCACUUUUUGUUUCCAUGUUGUUUUCAUUAAUGUGCAUCCUGAAAGUGUUUUUGAUACAGUAGCCAUCUGUUUACCAAUCACCCAGCUGGCAAGCAAGACAAAAAAAUGACAUUUUGUAUAUGACCUCCUGUAUAUUUAAUUAAAAUAUUUUACUAUCUAAA